Amoebophrya sp. A120 is the source of this 4015-nucleotide messenger RNA. The record is from the annotation of a GenBank genome assembly. NCBI's taxonomy places the organism in Eukaryota, Dinophyceae, Syndiniales, Amoebophryaceae.
AGGUAUUCGUCUCAACAUUUAUUUGGCUUCACAACGAACGAAGGAGCAGUCUCUCUCAUCCUUGGUGCCGCUGGUGUACAGCGAACGAAGUGGUAGUUGCAGCCUCAUCCUUUUUGUGUUUGUCAUCAGUAAAAGUCUUGUUUGUCAAACUUGUGCGUGUGAAGAACCAUGUCUCGCUUCGCGUGCCCCAAGAUUUGUUUCGUCAAGCGGCGUUCCCUUAUUGCGGCUGUUUUUUUUCCGGGACGUGAGCUAACGAAAGCAGUCGGGCUUCUGUUGUCGAACCAGAAUGAGAAAAGUGACGGACCUCUGCUAUCGAAAAUAAAUGCGAAUAGACCCCCCGCAGCGGAGCAGACUGAAGCGCCGGAGCAGGCGGACCAGCAGGAUUUCUUGUUGCAAACAACUACAUUAACGGCACGGCCGCGCGAGAGGACCACACGGAGUCUGCUAGAAAGCAAGCAGCGAUUACUCUCGACAACGGCGCAAACACAAGAACGUAGCCGUGAGGUGCGUCAUAGCUUGUUAAAAAAUACAACAUCUGCGUCCUUCCUAGCAUCUGGCUCCGCUGCACGAGGGGAACGAGGACACUCAACAGCCCUUGCAGGAGGCGAACACUUUUCCUCUUCGAGCAGUACAACUGCGCAGCGCUGGAAAUGCCACCAUUGGUAUAACGCUCCAGCCGACGAGGCAGCAUCCUGUGCGUUGCAACCUGGCUUCGUUUUGCGGCAUUGGACCGCCCGUAUACCGGCUUCUUCUGCAAAAUGGUGGCGCACACAUCAGCCUGAUUCCAACGUAAAGAUAGUUGAGGCGCCUUGGUGGUACGGCCGCGACCAACGUGAUGCUACUUAUUUCAACCACGAGUUACUGUUUCCCUUUGACUUCACGGGGCGGAAGUACGAGGGAUGCACAAACGAAAAAAAUGUCAUGUGCUUGUGUUGUAAAUUCACGGGCGAUGAGAGUGACCCGGAGUACCCGAGGAAAAGAAACGGGCUGCUACUGUAUCCGCAGGUCCGAGACGGAAUUUCCAUAGACGUGGAGAGGGAGAAUGCUUUUGCCAGCUAUGCUAUGGAACAUGAGGUGCUAGAAGGUUCUGUUGCCCCGCGUAGCUGCUCGGUCGACACCUAUCCGACGGGUUUGUAUGAAACGGGAUCCGGAUAUGAAGUGAUUGGUGCGGACGACAAGCUGCCGGGCUUUCGGGAAGCCGCGCGAACGGAGGAGGGGAUGCAGAGUGCACACGUGCCGGCGGUAAUGCUGCUGGAGGUUCCGCUCUCCGGGUCCCGCACGACGGCGGGAGAAGCUGAGGGGCUCGUGGAUUUUGUAGAUCGCAGCGACCGGAAGCUCUGCGCACACAAGCAGGGAAAGGUCGUCACCUACGUGGACGGGGUGAAUUUAUUUCGGGACAAUGCUGCCGGCUGGGUGGACCUUGAAGGUGCGGAAGUAUCCAGCAACUUCACAAAGCUGCUGGAUUCGCUUCCCGAGGUCGAACAGGCUGGCGCGGAUGUUGGAAAGAACGUGAGAAAGCAGUGGCUCUACAACUACAUGGGAAGGCAGAAUUUCUGGUGCCCGCAAAAAAACGAGUCCAGCGACGAGGGGAGGAAGGCUGCGGCCUCGCACGCACGGCAAAAGUGCGCCCUCGCCUGCGCCCUUUUUCCCGCCGGCUAUCAACAUUCACUCCCCGGCAUCCCGGCCGCCACGUGCCGCGGUUGGGAGGUGUUUCGUUCGCGAAAUAGCAUCCGAGACACAGAGUUGCCGGCUGUCUUGCAUCACGAAGGCUGGCGAUGCCGGCUGUUCUCCAAGCCGCCCGACAGAGUGGAGCUCGUCGUGCACGAUGGAUUAAGGGAUGAUAAAAGGCCUGACGGUCGUGACUACAACCGGGAGCCGGAUACUACAGCGGUUGGCUUCCCUUGUGACGCCACUACCUGGAUAAUUACCGCUGGUGAAUACAAGGGCGAGGAGAAGAAUGGCCCCAACAAGGUGGACAUCAGCAAGGGCAGCAAAACGGAUAAGAAACGAAAGGACGGCCACACGGAUCAUCGUGUCGGGCAGGAGCAAAAGAAUUUCGCACCAUCGGCGGAUGGUGCAUUUUCGGAGGACGACCCUCGUCCGCUGCGUUCGCCCCGCCAGCGCGCCUGGAAGGAGUGCAACUUAGAGGAAGACGCACGACGCGGAGAGGCCUACCGGUUUGACAUGGUACGGAAGUCCUCGUGGCGGGAAGCCUGGGAAGGGGAGGAGCUUCUGUCGGGGAUUUCGCACAUCGUCCCGCUGGGUCCUGCAGCCGUACCCGUGCAGUGGAGGAACAUGUGGACGCGGUGGAGCAAGGCCGAGUGGAGGUACGAUAAAACGGUCGCGCAGUGGGAAGGACUUCUGGCCGAGAUGAAGAAAGAAGGAUCGCAGCUGGCGGAGCAGGUGGUAAGUAGAGAUGAACAAGAGCGGCCCGUCCACUUGCUUGCGAGUCAGACCUACGCUAUACUGGGGCCCCCCCAGGGUUUUUUUGCCUGCGAGCUGCUGUGUCGCAUCACCAGCGGCUGCCGAUCCUUCACACUGGAUGCCGACGCAGAGGUUCCUUACUGCCUCCUGCGCCCGUUUCCCCGGGACGUGAUCCGCUUUUAUGGCAAGGGAGUGGAGGACCUUCUUGCAGUCGAAGACAAGGCACAGACGGACAGGCACAUCUAUGAUACCCCUGUCUUCGAAAGACACACGGGUAGUUUGUCCUGCGGUGUCGACUUCCCACCGCCUUUUUUAACAACUAGCACAACGGCGCAGAGCAAUGGAAGUCGUGAGUCAGCUUCUGGGGGCGCGGACGGCGGGAACCUCCCAUGGGGUGAAACAACAGAGGCGCCGGCGGGAAAAGGAAAGGGAAAAGGAAAAGGAAAGGGAAAGAAUCAAAGUCACAAUCUUUAUAAUUUCUUGUUGCCAGCCUCUUCAAGCACGCUCGGGGAAAAGCAAAAUCAGACAGGCGGGGGUCGUGCAAAUCCAAGUUCAACGGAUCCAGCGUCGAAGUCACAUGUGCCAGAGGUAGACCACUCACACGAAAGCUGGGCGGCACCCGGUCCGACGUCGUUUGGCAGUCAUGGGGGCACUAGCACCGCCCUGCAUGUCCUGGCGGGUCUCUCCGGUUUCGCUUUAAUCAGCGCCGCUCUGGCGGUUGUGCAUUACUUUUACUACCAGCGUUGCCUUGAUGGAUACAAUGACAAUAGGGAACCUCCCAGAGUCGGCUCCUACGACGUUUCCGAACAGAGCGCCGACCGUGGGGGUCUGCGGCAGGCGGCGGCGCGUGGCGACCAAGAACAGGCGCGAAUUCGAGAGUGGGCGGUAUCAAAUGCAAAAGUGUCUGGGUCUGGGAGAUUGCGAGAUUCGUCAUGCUAGUCUGGCAUGACUCUGAACUCUGUGCUGCAUGGCCGCGAAGAGCUCCUCCUCCCUGUCAUGCAAAAACGCAGCUUGUGAUGCGGAGUACGCAACUCAGAACCAUGAAAAAAACUUGUCAUGCUUGGCAACGCAUCAUAGUGAGUUCACUAUUCCCUUUCUUGCAUCACAAGUUUCCAGACCCAGACAUAUUUGCAAUGCAUAGGCGGCGAUGUUCAACUACAAUCCGGAAAACCACCCGGACUCAUUGUACGCGGUGGUGAACCACAGCGGUCCGAUCAGCUACGACCUGUCUACGGCUUCGUGUCGGUCGAAUGACCGGCAGAUCCGAGAUCCAAAUGUCUUGUCCGCCGAGCAACCGGGGGAGGCCCCGGGGAUGCUGCAGAACGACCUCUCCACCUCCAUACUGUCCGGCGAACAGGGGCCGCACGUCGCUCCAAGGAUAUACCAAGCCCCUGUCCCGCCCGCGGUCCCGAAGCUCGGGUCCUAGUCCCCCAGGGCAAGUUGUAGCAACAAGCUAUUAGUGUAUUUGUGAAACUCAAACUUUCAUCGGAUACGCGCGGAAGAUUGUGUCAUCUCUCUCGUGUUUCUAGCGGUACUUCGAGAAAAAAACUAGCUUGACAGAGCCACUUUGAACCUGUACCUGAGAAAAACU